AUGUCUCAUCCCGGCAGCAACUGGGACAAAGUCCUCCAGUGGAGCGAGCUCUUCGGUACCCAGGUCUGGCUCUAUCAUGAGGCCUUGAAGGGCUUCGUAUCGUACAGUGAAGAAGCGGCAAGCUUAGUUCUAAGGAAUUGCGUCGUGCUACUGGAGAUGGGACCUGACCACAUUGCCAUCCUUGAGAAAAGUUUUGCUGUGUUCUACAGCAUCGGUCAGACCCUUUUGUCCUUCCUUCGCAAUCGCGAACUUUUCGUGUUCAGAGAAAAUGUCCAGCAUACCCUCGUCGCUGCAUCCGCCGAUCUCGUCCAACUGGUUUCCAGUCUCACAACUUACUACUCCAGCCUUCGGGCUUUUACAAGCUCGACCGAAUUCGAUACUUUGUUUGGAAGUACUGUAGACGCGUUCUUUGGACACAGAAACACCGCGUUGAAUCUCAUGUGGUCAUGUCAGCUUGAACAGAGCAUUGGUUCAGCAGACAUUACCAUCGAUGUUCAAGAUAUCCGGCAGUUCCUCGCCCUUAAUGACAGGGUAAUUGAAAUUCUGAUGUCCAACCGAAUGGGCUCCAGAAGCGGCCGCGAGGAGUCCACCUGCGAGUGGUUUCGCCCUUUCCUGAUGGGUUUCGUUAGGAGCCGCGACAAGAUGUCCUUGGUGAACGGCAGAUCCGGAACCGGCAAGACUGUGCUCGGAUCCUGGAUCGUUGAGAACCUACAACGUGCGCAAGGAAGAAAAUCUUAUGAGGUGUUGGCGCAUACCAUCGAUCCUUCUUUGAUGACAGAAAUAUCACACUCAAGUGUUGUAAAAAGCCUUCUUUUGCAACUUCUGGAACAUAACAUUGGUGACACCGGCUUGUACAAGCGACUGUGUGUUGCCUACGAGCUGAUGAUGCAAGGUAAGUAUGCCGACCUGGAGCUGGCGAUGUGGAAAGCGCUUUCCAUCGGUCUCCGCAGCAAUUCGAGCCUAAUGCUGGUCAUCCAUGGUUUGGAUCAUAUAUUCGGCGGAGAUGAAGCAAGCGUCCGGCUGCUUGACCGCUUGCAUGAAGUAAUGGCGGGUAGCAGUGCUGCCAAGUGCAUUGUACUUAGCCAACCGCUCAAGAAGCCUGGAUCUCACCACGCGCGACUGUUCACUGUCGAGGCUUCACAUACUCCAGAAGACCUCCGGUCUUUCGUCAUGAAGGCCGAGAAUACUUUGCCUGCAGUUAUGAAAGCGUUGGAUACGGCCCCGAAGUCCCUUGGCGAAGCCAUCCAGGUGCUGCUGUGGUGUCUCGAUCUGAAAAAUAGGGAUACACGAUCUAUUCUGGCUUGGCUGUUGGCAUCGGAGCGACCUCUAACGCUCGCCGAGAUCAAAAUUCCCCUGGAGUUGAACACCUCGGACUGCACUCACUCUCCAAGGCUCACCGACCUCGAGGAAGAUGUGAGUCGUGCUGUUGGUUCCUUGGUGGACAUUCGCGACGGUAUUGUGCGGCUCCGCAAUCAGAGCGUGCGCCAGGAGUUACUCAACCUCGCCAACUCUUCUAGAGACACUUCCAGCAAAAACGCCAAGUUUCCCUUCAUAUUCAAGGAAGCACACUACGACUUCGUUACCAGGUGCCUUGCUUAUGUCAAGGUCCUCGUGGAUCAGCCGACAGCGCUGGCUGCUGAGCCAUUGCAGUACAGUCGUAGUGCGGAUCUCUUCCGGAAGUACACUUUACUCGACGGGAAGCACAACGUCGUCAAUGAGUUCGAGAGUUGCUUUGCGUCGUCCACCCUGCUGGCUUUGAUGGAAUACAGCUGCUGGGACGUUCAGACCAAUGUCAUCGUGGCUAUUGAACGCCACCACCUAUCCCUGAAUCUACGUAAGGCUAUUGUUGGCGAACGAAGCGAGUGCGUUCUACAAUCACUUGUCGCCAUUGCGCGGUUGUGUCUCAAGGUGUCACGUCACGCUGAAGCGGGCCAGUACUUCUGCCAAGCAUACAGGAUCAGUCAACACGUCCUGGGCCGGACGAAUCCAAUCAUAACGAUCUGUGUGACAGGCGAUAUUGACUCAACCGCAUCGUUCCCAAUCCACUCGAGGGACGAGCUCUUCAUGCGGAAGGAGGAGAUGCUUCAGUACAUCAUCUCCCAUAUGAAGCAGACACGAGGCGCUUCUCACGAGCUUUCCAUCAAGUACUCCAAGGCGCUUGCGCGUUUGCAUCGGGAGGUUAACGAGCUCGACCGGCCCAUAGAUAUAGUGGGCGAAGUCUACGGGAUGUGUGUGGAGCAUUACGGUCGAUUCCAUGCCGAAAUACGAUCAUGUUUCAACCUUCUCAUCGAGCCAUACCAGCAGACAUCAAGGGAAGAUGAGAUCAUCAAGAUCCAAAUUGAUACCUACUGGUCAGCUCGGCGGUCGCUGUCCAUCACUGACGAGACCUUGAUCGACUGUGCGGCGAGCAUGAUUGAUUGUUACGGGGCGCGACAGGAGAUCACCAAGGCUGAAGAAAUCUUGCAAAGGAGGAUUGACAUUACACUCCGUUACGUCCGGUUUCUACGUCGCCACCAGCGUAUUGAGGAAGCCUCUAACAUAUUGAUGGGCACCUGGUCAGACUUCGAGUACGUCCUCUCCGAAUCAACAAGUUCCUCGCAUCAGACGACAGAGAUCAUCAAAUGUGUUCGCAUGGUUGGUGAGCAGCUCCGAGAGGUGGAAGUUCUCACUAUAGCCAACAAGAUUUUCCAGUCGUUGUGGAGCUACUACAAGAAGACGGACAGAAUCUCCUCGUCAGAAGCGUCGUCAGUAGCGGUGUCUCUUGCAGAGACAACUAGGCAGAUCACAGAGACCUACCAGACAUCAUCGUCCCAUACCAGUGAAGAAGAAGAGAAGAUCCUCCGUGAAGUCUUUGAGUCGACGGCGGAGAAGUAUUAUUACGAGGUCUUCAUAGCCUUCGGCAAAGAUCCUGAGUUCAUACACCGAGAAGCCAUUCAGACGGCCCUCGCUCUGUGCUCCAUCCAUGAGAAUGCCAAACAUCGGAAUGAUGCGCGCCACUUUUACAGCCUAUUCUCGAUGAUAUUCACCAAGCAUACCAAGAGCUAUGCAUGGAUAAGCGAGACUGUCGAUCGGAUCUACUCGCGGUACUUCUACAUCCUCGACAAGGAGCUGAAGGUUGACUACUCCGUUUUGUUGCAGAUUACUGAGGAGUUCCGUAGCAAUUGUGUGACCGUCUUCGGGGCCCACCACGAGCUCACCAUCAAGGCCACCCUCGAACUGGCCAGGAUUUACGAGCGCAACGAGCAGCAUCGUGAGAAAGCUGUCUCACUGUAUGAGGAGACUUUCAAGAAAACGAGCGAGUCUUCGUCCUUCACUUCGACUACCAUCAGAGGAUUACCACAGAGGCGAAGCAACGGCUGA
This is a messenger RNA of Coniosporium apollinis CBS 100218, 3360 nucleotides long. RefSeq lists its product as uncharacterized. The transcript is spliced from 7 exons. Lineage: Eukaryota; Fungi; Ascomycota; Dothideomycetes. The coding region runs from base 1 to 3360 and encodes 1119 amino acids. Gene Ontology annotation, molecular function: protein binding. The record is from RefSeq and is a predicted model, not a curated record.